AUGGCAACCGGCAGCGGCAAAACUUUAAUGAUGACCGGAUUAAUUUUGUAUUUAUACCAACAAGGCUAUCGUAAUUUUCUCUUUUUUGUCAACAGCCGAAAUGUAAUUGACAAAACCCGCGACAAUUUUUUGAAUGACACUUCAAUCAAAUAUCUUUUCAAUAAAUCUCUUACUUGGCAGGAGAAAAAAAUUACUCUGCGGGAAGUAGACAAUUUUCAGACUACUGAUAAUGACAACAUUAAUAUCUGUUUUGAAACUAUUCAGGGACUUCAUUCUCGCUUAAACAUUCCCCGUGAAAAUAGUAUAACUUAUGAGGACUUUCAAGAGCAAAAAAUUGUGCUUAUUUCGGACGAGGCCCAUCAUAUCAAUGUGGAAACUAAAUCCGGAGCCCAACUUUCCAAAGAAGAAAAAUCAGAAAUAAACUCUUGGGAAAAUACGGUCAACAAAAUAUUUGAGGCUAAUUCGCAAAAUGUUCUUUUGGAAUUCACGGCCACAAUAGACCGCAGCAAUCCUUGCAUUUUAAAUAAAUACGCCCCUCGCCUCAUUUUUGACUACUCUCUAAAAGACUUUCGCCUCGGUGGAUACUCCAAAGAAAUAAGAGUAUUACAAGCAGAUGCCGAACCUUUUGAUCGGGCUCUCCAAGCGGUAUUGCUUAACCAAUAUCGUCGCAAAAUAUUUGAAAAAAACGGCCACAUAAUAAAACCGGUUAUUUUAUUUAAAUCCAAAACCAUCAAAGAGAGCGAAGAAUUUCAAGCCCAAUUUAUAAGAGACAUAGCAACUCUUACCAGUGAUAAACUUAAAGAAAUUAAAACCAAUUCCAAAGACGAAUCUUUAAUAAAAUCUUUCGAAUAUUUUGCUAGUAAUAAUAUCUCAUUAGAUAACCUGGCUGCUGAACUACAAGAAGAUUUUUCAGCGGAAAAAACGCUUUCAGUAAACAGUCAAAACGAAAGUGAAAAAAAUCAAUUAGCCGUAAAUACUUUGGAGGACCCUAAAAAUGAAUACCGGGCCAUUUUUGCGGUGGAUAAACUUAACGAAGGCUGGGAUGUGCUUAAUCUUUUUGAUAUCGUUCGUUUGUAUGACACUCGGGAUGCCAAAAAUAAUAUUCCAGGACCAACCACCAUCCGAGAGGCUCAAUUAAUCGGACGCGGAGCGAGAUAUUGCCCCUUUAAAAUUAACGAGACUGACGAUCCUUGUCAACGAAAAUUCGACCAUGAUAUUCAAAAUGAAAUGCGAAUCUGCGAGGAAUUAUACUAUCAUAGCAAUUACAAUCCUCGCUAUAUCCAAGAAUUAACUUCGGCUCUGGUGAAAACGGGAAUUAUUCCGGAUAAUACCACCAAAAAAAAACUUGCCAUUAAAAAGGAAUUUAAAAAUACUGAAUUUUACCAAUCGGGACUUUUGUUUCUCAAUCAACUAGAAAAAUAUCCCCGAAAUGAUGUUUUUGAAUUACCAUCUACAAUCCGAGAUUAUCCUUACGAAGCAUUUCUCCGAACAAAUAUUAGUCUUUCCCGAGACCUUUUUGAGAGUCAAAUUAAGGAAAAUAUUGAAACCAAGAAAAAAGAUUUUCGAAUAAAAAGUCUAAGGCUGCAAACUGUAAAAAAAGCCCUUUACAAAUUUGAAUUUUAUUCAUUUUUAAAUCUGAAAAAAUGGUUUCCUCAUUUGGAAAAAUUAGAGGAUUUUAUUGAAAAAAAAGAAUAUUUGCGAGAAGUAAAAAUAACCGUUUCCGGUCUGGCCUCGCAACUGGAAAAAUUAAAUCCGGAGGCCGAAUUGGCCGUUUUAGUAAAAAUUGUCGGACAAAUCGCUUCUGGUCUAACUUCCAGCAGUUCCGAGUUUAGAGGAAGUAAAGAAUUCAAAUCCAACCUGUUAAAAGAAAAAAUUAGCGAUAAAGAACUUAAUUUUGUUCUCAAUGAAAGCGGGGACAAAGAGUCGGGAAAAUCAAUGGGCGGCAUUGAAACAAAAAUUCCCCUGAAUCUCAACGAUAAACCUUGA
Racocetra persica is the source of this 1986-nucleotide messenger RNA. The record is from the annotation of a GenBank genome assembly. Lineage: Eukaryota; Fungi; Glomeromycota; Glomeromycetes; Diversisporales; Gigasporaceae.